AGUUUACAUCCGGUGUAAACCAACGUGAGCUCUUGGCCGCCUAAACAAAGUGUUUUCUAUUCACUUUGCAAUUGUUUCAAAGCUAGAAUUAGAUGAGAUGUAAAGAUGCAAGAUUAAUUUAGACCAUAUCAACUUUACACAAGAACAGGAGUCAACAUGACAUCUAUUAUUAGACUUCAGCCUCUGUCUGGAGCUCAUGACGAAUCUCCUCCAUGUUACAUUCUGCAGGUGGAUGAAUUCCAUUUCCUUCUUGAUUGUGGCUGGGAUGAAGACUUCAAUAUGGAUUUUAUAAAACAGUUGAAAAGACACAUGCAUCAGAUAGAUGCAGUUUUACUGAGUUACCCAGACCAUGCCCACCUUGGUGCACUACCUUAUAUGGUAGGAAAGGCAGGAUUAAGUUGUCCAAUAUAUGCCACAGUACCAGUCUAUAAAAUGGGACAAAUGUUUAUGUAUGAUCUCUAUCAGUCUCGACACAACACUACAGAUUUUGAGAUCUUCACAUUAGACGAUGUUGACCAUGCCUUUGAUAAAAUCACACAACUCAAAUAUUCACAAACGGUUCAUUUAAAAGGUAAAGGUCAUGGAAUACAGAUAACCCCACUACCUGCAGGUCACAUGAUUGGUGGUAGUAUCUGGAGAAUCGUUAAAGAUGGCGAGGAAGAGAUCAUAUAUGCCAUAGAUUAUAAUCAUAAAAAAGAAAGACAUUUGAAUGGUUGUGUAUUAGAUACAAUAACCAGAUCAUCAGUUUUGAUCACAGAUGCUUUCAAUGCUUCAUACAUACAAUCUAGAAGAAGACUAAGGGAUGAACAGUUAAUGACCACUAUUCUACAGACAAUGAGAAAUGAUGGUAAUGUUUUGGUUGCUGUGGAUACAGCUGGCAGAAUGCUAGAACUGGUUCAGUUAUUGGAUCAAAUGUGGAGAACAACAGAGUCAGGUUUGUCGCCAUACUCUCUAGCCUUGUUAAAUAAUGUCAGCUUUAAUGUAGUCGAGUUUGCCAAAUCACAGGUUGAAUGGAUGAGUGACAAAAUUUUAAGAUCAUUUGAAGAAAACAGAAAUAAUCCAUAUAAUCUCAAACACGUCAGGUUGUGUCAUAACCUUGCUGAACUAGCCAAGAUUCCUGAACCUAAGGUUGUGCUUGCCAGUGUGCCUGAUUUGCAAUGUGGGUUUUCUCGAGAUCUUUUCUUAGCAUGGUGUGGCAGUGCCAGAAACAGCAUUAUAUUGACCAAUCGAACAUCACCUGGAACUUUAGCCAGAUACCUCAUAGAGAAUCCACAAAACAGAACUGUAACCAUGGAAAUAAGAAGAAGAGUAAAAUUGGAAGGAGCAGAACUGGAUGAAUUUAUGAAGAAGAAACAAGACAAAGAAAACGAAGAAGCAAGAAAAAAGGCCCAAGAAAGAAGAGAGUUAGAAGAUGAAUCCAGCGAUGAAAGUGAGGCUGAAAUGGACAUUGAUGUAUAUUCCACAGUCGGAGGACAAAAGGCCAAGCACGAUCUCAUGAUGAAAAGUGAAGGUAAAUCAAGAACAGGAUUUUUCAAGCAUGCUAAGAAAGCUUAUCCAAUGUUUCCAUAUAGCGAGGAGAAAGUCAAAUGGGAUGAGUAUGGUGAAAUUAUCAGACCUGAAGAUUACACCAUUUUAGAAGUAGCUCCUGCAGAUGAAGAAACAACUGCUGAGAAGAAAGUAAAGAAAGAAGAUGAGUCAAUGAUAGAUCUGUCAGAAGUACCUACAAAGUGUGUAGCGGCCACUGUAACAUUGGACAUCAAUGCUAACAUCCAGUACAUAGACUUUGAGGGAAGAUCUGAUGGAGAAUCCAUGAAGAAAAUUAUAUCACAAAUCAGACCUAAACAACUGAUCUUGGUACGUGGAACAAAAGAUGCAACCGAUUCUAUGGCAGAAUAUUGUAGCAGAUUGGAUGGAGUUAAGAUAUUAACUCCCAAUGUUGGGGAAAUGGUUGAUGCAACCAGAGAAAGCCACAUUUUCCAGUUACGACUAAGAGACUAUGUGGUCAGUUCUUUAGAUUUUGCUAAGGCCAAAGAAAUAGAAUUGGCCUGGGUUGAUGGACUGAUAGAACUGAAGAAAGAGAAAAGAGAUACUAAAGCCAUGUUUGAAGCAGAAGAUGGAGAGAUUGAUGAUGAAAAGGAUGAUGAUGAUGAUGAUGAUUCAGCAGAUUUGAUUCCUACAUUGGAGGCCUUGCCUGAUCAAGUUAUUCAAGGUCACAAAGCUGUUUUUAUCAAUGAGCCAAAGCUAGCAGACUUCAAGCGUGUAUUACAAUUAGAAGGUUUCCAGGCAGAGUUUGCAGGAGGUGUACUUAUUGUUAAUGAUACGGUAGCAGUGAGAAGGUAUGAAGCAGGAAGAAUGCAGUUGGAAGGUGCCAUGUGUGAUGAUUAUUUCAGAAUCAGAGACCUUUUAUAUAACCAAUAUGCUAUCAUUUGAUGAAGGACUCUGAGAUAGCACAACCAAAACUGGUACAUUCAAGGACUUUACUGCGGAAAAGAUAUUUCAGUCCAAGGGACAAAAUUUGUGUAAUGCCAUUAAAAAGAAACUUGACAAAAGAGGUUGAAAUUUGUAUUUGAUACAAAUUGAAACCUCUGCAAUGGUGUCAACUUUUCAAACCUACUAAAAAUUUGGAAUUUUUUUCCUUGAUGGAGAUUUGCUGUAUUUCAUUUUGUUUUUCAUAUUUUUAAUUGUUUAAUAUUUUUUUCUAACAUCAUCAUUCAUAUGAAUUCACUCAUUCAAGAAUAUAUCAUAAAAUAAAAAUGUCAGGUUACUUAGACUGUACAAUGAAAACAUACAAUGUUUUUAGAUUAUUUGUGAUUUCUGUUUUUAAAGACAAACUUCUUCUGAUACUGGUAAGGAGAGAUCUAACAUGCCUGUUGGGAGUCUCUUUUUCUAUGAAAAAUUUCAUUUGUUGAAGAAGAAAAAAUUGGAGACACUAAUCUAUACCUUGAGAGUUGACACAUAAGCUUUUGUUUAAAUGUUGGUAGAUAAAUAUUGUUGUACACUGAAGAAUAUUUUUAAUAAAUGAUCUCUGUAGUCUUUACUAAAAA
This is a messenger RNA of Mytilus trossulus (common blue mussel), 3044 nucleotides long. RefSeq names its product cleavage and polyadenylation specificity factor subunit 2-like. The record is from RefSeq and is a predicted model, not a curated record. Bases 157 to 2430 code for a protein of 757 amino acids. Gene Ontology annotation, cellular component: mRNA cleavage and polyadenylation specificity factor complex. NCBI's taxonomy places the organism in Eukaryota, Metazoa, Mollusca, Bivalvia, Mytilida, Mytilidae. Gene Ontology annotation, biological process: mRNA 3'-end processing by stem-loop binding and cleavage. The transcript has 20 exons. Gene Ontology annotation, molecular function: RNA binding.